GCAUUUCUCCAGCCUAAAAGGCUCUUAUGAGGUUCUUUUAUUUGAUAUAAAGUUUCAGGGUUCUGAGUAGUCGGCUAGGUUUCUGUAGGUAUAAACUUCAGUUGCCAAAGAAAAAUACCUUCAGAAGACCUUACUUUAUUUACCUGUUGACAAGUUUUAUCGUAGCUUGUUAGGCAUGUUUUCUGAAAUGUUAUAACUUUUUAAGGUUCGAAAUCAGCUUUUGAAAGUGUUUGGACUCUUCUAUAAAAAAGAGGUUCAGAUUACUAGAAGAGCAUCUAUACCAAAACAAUAAAAUGUAGCUUUAAUAAAGCGAAGCAUAGGAUUUAUUCUCUCCCGUCAAUGUUGAUGGAAAUGACCACUGUUUGUUCAUGCCCUUCAUACUCUUAAUGGAGAAGGGCAUAAAAAGCUUUAACAAGUAGAAUCGGUGCGGUUUGUCCUCUCUGUCUGAGUUAGCUUUUUUUUUUCUUUUUCUUCCUAUUUAAUCUCUGCACCUUACCCAUUUUAUCUUCAAGGCUUCCUCAAUCUAGCUAUUUGAUCGUGAUUAGUAAAAUAGAAUUCCACUUCUCAAUCGGCUUCGGUCUCUCUUCACCGCCAUAGACAAAGCUUGCAGAAAGUAUACUAUCAGUUAGCUUUGCCAUGGAAGACAUAGUUGAAAUCCUUAUGAGUAAUGAUCGUGAGAAAAUAAAUUCUAUAUUUUCCGGUGUUCGUGUUACAGUACCACAGCCCCAAAGUAAGUCUGAUUGGACAGAUGAUCGGCUGCUGAAUUUAAAAGGAAUCGUUUUGAGAAGAUAUAAUAAUCCAACCCAAUUAGCCACUAUCGUCAAAGAAGGUUUGACCUCGUUGCAAGAAAAUGUUUCUCAUAGAACCAUUGGCGCUAUCAUGGUUUCUGCAUGGAAUCUGUAUAGUGUAACCGAUAGGAAAUAUGUUUUCCCAGAAAUCCCCAUAAACACAACCCCGGAUGAUGUAGAAUUCACUGCAUUAAGCCAGAGUCCUUGUGUCACCAAUUCUAAUAAUCCAAAUGGAGGAGCAGAAAUUCAAUGGCCUGUGGAUGAUUCUGUAACCUGCGCCGUGGGAGCUUAUGUUUGUGCAUGUUUGCUUCGGCUUGCAACCAAACCCGCCUGCAACUUGCUUAGGGCUUGGGUUAACAUCAAAAAUCGGUAUUCUGAUUUAAACAAACGUCAUUUUGAGAUUCAGGGACUGAACCCCAUUCAAGAAAACCUUGAACUUGUUCAAAUGGAGUUCAGCAACCCGUCCUCGUUCAACAAUACAUUGUCGAGGUUUGUUUACCAUUUCAAUGAGUUAAGAGGAAAUGCAAAAGGGUUGGCUAGAUUUGCAUUCGAGCAACAUCUUUCACUCACUGGAUUGCAUAGUUACAAACUGUUUAGAAGAGUAACUGAUAAGCUCGAAGCCAACCCAGAUGAUCUUUCCGUAGAGUUGAAUAGUUCAGUAACUCAGCGUGGGUUGGAGAUGAUAGACACCAUUUUACAGAAGCUUGAAGGUUCAAAUGAUGAAAACCAGAGUAGGCAGACAUGAAGGUACGCUCGAUUGUUUGAUGCACAAAUGUUUGGUCAUCUCCAGACUAAAAACUGCAAGGAUCUGACUUCUAUUUUAGCUAUGAUUCUGAAGGAGAUUGGUGAUGACCAAGGCGGUGCUGGUGAUGUGUCUCAAAUAGUAGAGAUUCAAUCUAUACCCGAAUCGACUAGAAAUUUGCACCAGGAGAUUGCUUCUAGGGUAAUCCAGAAAUUUGCUUCGAAGACGACGAGAACUGGUUAAGAAGGGUUGUUGCAUUUGAGGGAAGAACAAGCUGUUUCUGAAUCUUAAUUUUUUGUUUUUUUUUGUGUAUAUAUAUAGUUUAUCAUGGUUUUGUUGCUUAUUCUCUCGUAGAGCUGUUAUCGUUGAGGGCUUGUCUACUAUGGUGUUCUUGUAUUCUAGCAGUAUUAUUAUUUUAAUACAUGUAUGGAGAAACAGAGAAUUGUCUUAAUGCUUGUAUGUAAUAAAUUUGUGUCUUAUAUUAAGUCUU
Messenger RNA from Ziziphus jujuba (common jujube), 2020 nucleotides. RefSeq lists its product as uncharacterized. The record is from RefSeq and is a predicted model, not a curated record. Bases 637 to 1533 code for a protein of 298 amino acids. The transcript has 2 exons. NCBI's taxonomy places the organism in Eukaryota, Viridiplantae, Streptophyta, Magnoliopsida, Rosales, Rhamnaceae.